UGAAUAUUUAGAGAAACAUGGGAAGCGAGAUCAUCUGGAACAAACGUUUCACUGUGGUUGGGUUUGUCUUUGGGUGCGAGGACUUUGAUGUACAACAGGGUCUCGGAGUGCUGACGCUGUGGUCUAACAAUCCUCAACUAAGUUGAUUAGUCUACCUCUUGAGUGAAACAGAGGUGCGUGUGUUUGUAGGAGUUGUACGAGUUAAGAGGAGAAAGUUAUUUUGGUUGUUUUCAUUCUUGUCUAAUGAUUGUUUUGCUGUCUACACUUUGAGGAGGAAGAGAGGGGGAGUUCAUAUCAGCAGAAAUAAUUCCAGAGUUAGCAGCAGUCUCUCUCUCCAGCCCUCUGGACUGUGGAUCAGGACUCCUCAUACACGUAUACACCUGUUGGUCAGGAUCCCGGUGAGGCUAAGCGCAGCAGCAGCCACAGUCUGUGGAUCUGUGCCUCUGUUCUGGAUUGGAAGCCUCUGUCUGUGGACGGUACUGUAGAGGCUUGACCGGACCUGCGUCUGUGUCCUGGGUAGAGUGUGGAGAUGUCAUCUAUGUACCCGCGCACCAAGGAGCUGUCCAGGACUAGGAAGUCUCUGUCAGACUCACCACCCUCCUCACCCUCUCCCACGGCCAAGAACUUCAGACAUGACAGGGCAUCAAGGUUGGACUCUGGUGGUGGGGACAGCAAGGCUGAACCCCUGGGCAGAACCAGCUCCUACACACGGAGGGAGACCAGACUGGCAGCAUUGAACAAGCAGGAGGAUGACACCAGCCCCAGGGACUACAAGAAGAUGUAUGAAGACGCCUUGGCAGAGAAUGACAAGCUCAAGUCCCGGCUGGAUGACAGCAAACACGAGCUGACCAAGAUCCGCUCCCAGCUGGACAAAGUCAACCAGAAACAGGACAGAAUAGCUGAAAGAUCCACUGUACUUGAAUCAGAAAAAAGGGCCCAUCCCUUCCCCCGUGUCAUCAAUGGCCAUCCAGCAUACACGGUUAAACGUCUCCUGGGUGUUCGACCACGGGGCAGGGGUUUACAGUACCUGGUUGACUGGGAGGGUUACGGGCCGGAGGAGAGGUGCUGGGUUCCCGCUAGAGACAUCCUGGACCCGGCCCUCAUCGCCGACUUUCACCGCCGGAAUCCCGGUCAGCCAGGAAAAACAGGCUCUGGAGAAGAGGGUAACAGACAUGGAGGAGGAGCUCAAGGAAGCUGCCCCAGUGAGAAAUUUCCGCUGUGGGUACCAGCCCUGAGCCCCAAGCAUGAGGCAGGCUGGCUCAGGGCCAGGGAGGGGGGACGGGACGGUCUUGACAGAGCUCAAAUCAGACAACCAAAGACUGAAGGACGAGAACGGGGCUCUGAUUCGUGUCAUCAGCAAGUUGUCCAAGUAAGAGGGUGGUGCCCCCUGUCAAAGUCAGACACUUCCCUGAUGCUUGCAACGUGUCACUAUCAUUAGCAUUCGGUACCCUCCCACCCUGACACUGAACCAUGGUGAUUAGUGACACCUACCUGCUAGCUGUUCUCAGAGGCAUGGUGAGGAACCUUCCAAAUCCGGAUGACCCCUGCCUCGACCCUUGACCUCUAUGCUCUUAGGCCCACUUCAUACCAGUAGGUCAAAGGUGCGAAGAGCACAUAGCGUCCGCACAAAGAGAGUGUUGGUCUGGGGUACAGUAAACUGCGAAGCUCCAGACCAGCAAUCUAAACAAUAUCACAUCCACAUAUUUUACCUGUACAUCACAAACAUACUGUAUUUAUUUUGUGCUUCAUUGUGCAUUGCAAAAACAACUUUAUUUUUCUCAAACUACUGAAAAAGCACUCAUAGGAAUUACUUUCAAUAAUCUUUCAUUGCAGUGAUAACAUUACACAUUGCCAUGAAUGUUUCUGAUGUGAUUCAUCUUUAUGGUUUGUAGUUCAAUUUCCAUCACAGACCCUUUUCUCUGAGCUGCUCAUUAGUGUGGUCCACUAUAGUCUCUGAGAUGUCAUACUUGUCACAUUUGUUAGAUAUUUUAAUAAUUUAUUUAUGCAUUUUUUGGUUUAAAAUCUUUGAACUUAUACUCAACUAUAUUUGUACCAAUAUAGUAUUAAUAUGUAUCCUAUGAAACCGUACUGUUGGAGCCCACACAGUAACUUAUGUUGCAAGAUGGACAGCCUCUUUUCUUUUCUUUCAAGCGAAACAUGUACAUGAUUUGUAAUGCAGAUGGCACAGGGAACAACAUACAAGGGCCUUUAUGUGCCUUUCCUUAAAGACCAAUACAGCUAUCAGUCUAAUGAACUGUACGUAUAUUUAAAGACAGUAUUUAUGUUGACAUAACUUUACCAUGUAUGUAUAUGUUAUAUGAGACCGGAAUACUGACAUUCUACUUGUACACACAGCUGUGGUUUGAUCACUUGCUUAAUAAACUAUAGAUGGUUAAAUAUAUAA
Salvelinus namaycush (lake trout) is the source of this 2404-nucleotide messenger RNA. Its product is annotated as protein phosphatase 1 regulatory subunit 12B-like. Gene Ontology annotation, cellular component: cytoplasm. Gene Ontology annotation, molecular function: phosphatase regulator activity; protein kinase binding; enzyme inhibitor activity. Bases 530 to 1438 code for a protein of 302 amino acids. NCBI's taxonomy places the organism in Eukaryota, Metazoa, Chordata, Actinopteri, Salmoniformes, Salmonidae. The transcript has 9 exons. The record is from RefSeq and is a predicted model, not a curated record.